Molecule: messenger RNA, 7797 nt
Organism: Heterocephalus glaber (naked mole-rat)
Lineage: Eukaryota; Metazoa; Chordata; Mammalia; Rodentia; Bathyergidae
Gene: Casz1
Product: castor zinc finger 1
Biological process (GO): regulation of neuron differentiation; positive regulation of transcription by RNA polymerase II
Cellular component (GO): nucleus
Molecular function (GO): RNA polymerase II transcription regulatory region sequence-specific DNA binding; DNA-binding transcription factor activity, RNA polymerase II-specific
Source: RefSeq, a predicted model, not a curated record
AGCGCCCGGCCGCUCCUGCCCGCCCCGCUCCCUCCUGCCAAACUGUUACCCUGAGUGUUACCGUCAGGAGCAAUGACAUCAGGGUUUUAAAACAACUUGUUAUUCGGGGAGUAAUCAGUUGCAAUUAGGCAUUAAUUAAGUAUUAUGAAAGUUGAUUAUUUAAGUGAAUUCGGCUUUCGACUCUCCGACUAUGAGUUUGGGACCAAGGAGCGCAGAAUGGAUCUCGGAACAGAGCCAAGCUUCUGCUCUAUUCCAGGCACCAGAGUGGCAGAAAUAAAGGAGCCCUGUGCCUGCCUUCAAGGGCCUGUGCCUGCUGAAGGCACCCGGUGCACCGACCCGCCUGCAGGCAAGCCCUCAAUGGCGGCCAAGCGCAAAGGUGGCCUGAAGCUCAACGCCAUCUGCGCCAAGCUGAGCCGCCAGGUGGUGGUGGACAAGGGAGCAGAGGCCGGCUCCCAGGCCGUGGGCAGCCCACUGCGGCCCCGGGACAAGGAGUGCAGUGGCCCUGAGUCUGGGGUGCCCCAGGCUCCCCGAAGCGAAGAAGACAAGAGGCGGGCGGUGAUCGAGAAGUGGGUCAACGGGGAGUACAGCGAGGAGCCAGCACCCACGCCAGUGUUGGGGCGAAUUCCCCGAGAGGGCCUGGAGCUGCCGCCCGAGGGAGUCUACAUGGUCCAGCCCCAGGGCUGCAGCGAUGAGGAAGACCAUGCAGAAGAGCCUUCCAAAGAUGGCGGCGGCAGCCUGGAGGAGAAGGACUCGGAUGGGACAGCCUCAAAGGACAGCAGUGGCCCUGGUGCCAAGCAGGCUUCAGGAGAGGCCUCCUCUCUGCGGGACUAUGCGGCCUCCACCAUGACCGAGUUCCUUGGCAUGUUCGGCUACGACGACCAGAACACGAGGGACGAGCUGGCCAGGAAGAUCAGCUUCGAGAAGUUGCACGCGGGCUCCACCCCUGAGGCGGCCACCUCCUCCGUGCUGCCCGCCUCAGAGGACGCCCUCAGCAAGCGGGUGCGGUUCUCCAAGUACGAGGAGUACAUCCGAAAGCUCAAGGCCGGGGAGCAGCUCUCCUGGCCAGCCCACGGCACCAAGGUGGAGGAGCGGGCAGGCAAGGAGGUGGUGGGUCCCCUGCCGGGCCUGCGGCUGCCCAGCAACACCACCCACCUAGAGACCAAGGCCACCAUCUUGCCCCUGCCGUCACACAGCAGUGUCCAGAUGCAGAACCUGGUGGCCCGUGCCUCCAAGUAUGACUUCUUCAUCCAAAAACUGAAGACGGGUGAGAACCUGCGGCCCCAGAAUGGGAGCACCUACAAGAAGCCAUCCAAGUACGACCUGGAGAACGUCAAGUAUCUGCACCUCUUCAAACCAGGGGAGGGCAGCCCUGACAUGGGCGGGGCCAUCGCCUUCAAGACGGGCAAAGUGGGGCGGCCCUCCAAGUACGACGUCCGGGGCAUCCAGAAGCCCAGCCCCGCCAAGGUUCCACCCACCCCCAGCCUGGCUCCUGCAGCCCUCGCCGUUGUGCCCAGUGCUCCCAGCGCCCCCGGGCCAGGGCCCGAGCCACCUGCCUCCCUGUCCUUCAACACUCCUGAGUACCUGAAGUCCACCUUCUCCAAAACAGACUCCAUCACCACAGGCACCGUCUCCACUGUCAAGAACGGAUUGCCCACAGAUAAGCCAGCUGUCACUGAAGAUGUAAACAUUUACCAGAAAUAUAUUGCCAGGUUCUCAGGCAGUCAGCACUGUGGCCAUAUCCAUUGCGCCUACCAGUACCGUGAGCACUACCACUGCCUGGACCCAGAGUGCAACUACCAGAGGUUCACGAGUAAGCAGGACGUGAUCCGGCACUACAACAUGCACAAGAAGCGCGACAACUCCCUGCAGCACGGCUUCAUGCGCUUCAGCCCGCUGGAUGACUGCAGUGUAUACUACCACGGCUGCCACCUCAACGGGAAGAGCACCCACUACCACUGCAUGCAGGUGGGCUGUAACAAGGUGUACACAAGCACGUCCGACGUGAUGACCCACGAGAACUUCCACAAGAAGAAUACACAGCUCAUCAACGACGGCUUCCAGCGCUUCCGAGCCACUGAGGACUGCGGCACGGCCGACUGCCAGUUUUAUGGACAGAAGACCACGCACUUCCACUGCAGGCGCCCUGGCUGCACAUUCACCUUCAAGAACAAGUGUGACAUUGAGAAGCACAAGAGCUACCACAUCAAGGAUGACGCCUAUGCUAAGGAUGGCUUCAAGAAGUUCUAUAAGUACGAGGAGUGCAAGUAUGAGGGCUGUGUGUACAGCAAGGCCACCAACCACUUCCACUGCAUCCGCGCCGGCUGCGGCUUCACCUUCACCUCCACCAGCCAGAUGACCUCGCACAAGCGCAAGCACGAGCGCCGCCACAUCCGCUCCUCGGGCGUGCUGGGGCUGCCACCCUCGCUGCUGGGCGCCAAGGACACGGAGCACGAGGAGUCAAGCAACGACGACCUGGUCGACUUCUCUGCCCUGAGCAGCAAGAACUCCAGCCUGAGCGCCUCUCCCACUAGCCAGCAGUCCUCCGCAUCCCUGGCCGCCGCUGCCAGCGCCACCACCGAGGCUGUGCCCAGUGCCACCAAGCCUCCCAACAGCAAGGUCUCGGGGCUUCUGCCCCAGGGCCUGCCUGGCUCCAUCCCGCUGGCACUGGCCCUCUCCAACUCUGGCCUGCCCACCACUGCGCCCUAUCUCCCCCUCCUCCCUGGCCGGGGGAGCGCGUCCCUGCCUGUGGGUGCCCCCGGCCUUCUGAGUGCCGUGUCAUCUGGGGCAGCACCCUCAGCAGCCCCUGACACACCUGCUCUGGUGGCCUCAGGAGCUGGAGACUCGGCCCCAGCAGCUGCCACCUCUGUCCUGGUGCCCCCUGCCUCCAUCAUGGAGAGGAUCUCUGCGAGCAAAGGGCUCAUCUCACCCAUGAUGGCCAGACUGGCUGCGGCUGCCCUCAAGCCCUCUGCCACCUUUGACCCAGGAAGCGGGCAGCAGGCCACCCCUACCAGGUUCCCCCUGGCCCAGGUGAAGCAGGAGCCCUGCAGCGAGAGCGCUGGUGCCCCAGGCCCACACGAGGCUGCCCACGACCGCAGUCUCAACCUGACUGUGAAGGAGCCCAGUAAUGAAUCAAAUGGCCACGCAGUCCCAGCAAAUUCAUCUCUUUUAUCCUCGCUUAUGAAUAAGGUCUGUCCAAGGGUCACGUGGGCCCAAGCUCAGCCUCUGUCCUCCCAGAUGUCUCAGGGCGACCCUGGCCUCGGCAGCCUGCUGAACAUCAAGGCAGAAGUGGAGGGGAGCCCUGCUACGGAGCCCUCACCCUUCCUGGGCAAGGCUGUGAAGGCACUUGUCCAGGAGAAGCUGUCGGAGCCCUGGAAGGUGUACCUGCGCAGGUUUGGUACCAAGGACUUCUGUGACGCCCAGUGUGACUUCCUCCACAAGGCCCAUUUCCACUGCGUGGUGGAGGAGUGUGGUGCGCUCUUCAGCACCCUGGACGGGGCCAUCAAGCACGCAAACUUCCACUUCCGGACAGAGGGAGGAACAGCGAAAGGAAACACAGAGGCUUCCUUCCCAGCCUCUGCUGCUGAGACCAAACCUCCCCUAGCACCCUCAUCCCCCCCAGCACCCCCUGGCGCCACAGUCCCGGGGUCUUCCCUGGAGGGGCCCACUCCUAACCCAGCCUUGGUGCCCUCCACCCCCACCCUGCUCGCCUGGAAGCAGCUGGCUUCCACCAUACCCCAGAUGCCUCAGAUGCCCGCGUCAGUGCCUCACCUUCCCGCUUCACCCUUGGCAACGACUUCUCUAGAGAACGCCAAGCCCCAGGUCAAACCCGGAUUCCUCCAGUUCCAGGAGAAUGAUCCUUGCCUCACGACAGACUGCAAGUACGCCAACAAGUUCCACUUCCACUGUCUCUUUGGGAACUGCAAGUACGUCUGCAAGACCUCUGGCAAGGCUGAAUCCCACUGCCUGGAUCACAUCAACCCCAACAACAGCCUGGUGAAUGUGCGAGACCAGUUUGCUUACUAUUCCCUCCAGUGUCUCUGUCCCAACCAGCACUGUGAAUUCCGGAUGCGAGGGCACUACCACUGCCUCCGGACUGGCUGCUACUUUGUGACCAACAUCACCACCAAGCUGCCCUGGCACAUAAAGAAGCAUGAGAAGGCUGAGCGGCGGGCGGCCAAUGGAUUCAAAUACUUCACCAAGCGGGAGGAGUGCGGCAGGCUAGGCUGCAAGUACAACCAGGUGAACAGCCACUUCCACUGCAUCCGGGAGGGCUGCCAGUUCUCCUUCCUCCUCAAGCACCAGAUGACCUCUCACGCCCGGAAGCACAUGCGGAGGAUGCUAGGGAAGAACUUCGACCGAGUGCCCCCCUCCCAGGGCCCCCCAAGCCUGAUGGAUGCCGAGACAGAUGAGGGCAUGGAUUACACCGGCUGCAGCCCAGGCGCUGCCUCCUCCGAGUCGUCCACCAUGGAUCGGAGCUGCUCAAGCACCCCGGUGGGCAACGAGAGCACUGCGGCAGGGAACACCAUCUCCAUGCCCACCGCCUCGGGGGCCAAAAAGCGCUUCUGGAUCAUCGAGGACAUGUCGCCCUUCGGCAAGCGGCGGAAGACGGCCUCCUCGCGCAAGAUGCUGGACGAGGGCAUGAUGCUGGAGGGCUUCCGGCGCUUCGACCUCUACGAGGACUGCAAGGACGCGGCCUGCCAGUUCUCACUCAAGGUCACGCACUACCACUGCACUCGGGAGAACUGCGGCUACAAGUUCUGCGGGCGCACGCACAUGUACAAGCACGCGCAGCAUCACGACCGCGUGGACAACCUGGUGCUGGACGACUUCAAGCGCUUCAAGGCCUCGCUCAGCUGCCACUUCACCGACUGCCCAUUCUCGGGCACCAGCACGCACUUCCACUGCCUGCGCUGCCGCUUCCGCUGCACCGACAGCACCAAGGUCACGGCGCACCGCAAGCACCACGGCAAGCAGGACGUGAUCAGCGCCGCGGGCUUCUGCCAGUUCAGCUCGAGCGCAGACUGCGCCGUGCCCGACUGCAAGUACAAGCUCAAGUGCUCGCACUUCCACUGCACCUACCCGGGCUGCCGCCACACGGUGGUGGGCAUGUCGCAGAUGGACUCGCACAAGCGCAAGCACGAGAAGCAGGAGCGCGGGGAGCCGCCCGCCGCGUCGCCCUCGCCCUCGCCCUCGCCCGGCGGCCUGGAUGGGGCGCUCGCGCUCGGCGCUGAGCCCGGGGCGUCGCUGCUCUUCCUGCAGUCGGCGGCCACGGGCCUGGGCCUGGCCCUGGCGCUGGGCGAUGCGGGUGACCCCGGGCCGCCCGACGCCGCCGCAGCUGCCUCCCGCCCGCAGGAGGGGCCCACUGUGCCCGGCCCGGCCAGCGCUGCUGUCCAGGCCGCGGGGGAGUCCUCGCAGGAGGAUGACGAGGAGGAGCUGGAGAUGCAGGAGGAGGCCGAGGACGACGACGACGACGAGGACGACGACGAGGACGACGACGAGGACGACGACGACGACGAGGACGACGACGACGAGGACCUGCGCACCGACUCGGAGGAGUCGCUGCCCGAGGCGGCAGCCGAGGCCCCGGCGCUGGUGGCCCUGGGCACCCCGGGGCCAGCGCCCGCCGCGGCAUCGCCCUAGGUCCCGCCUCGCGCUGUCUGUGGACGCUCCCUCUACAGAGUCCCGCCCGCCCGCUCGUCCAGACCGGGAGGGGAGGCGCCCGUGCCCCGCCGGUGCUUCCGGACCCCGAGUCCGUCUCAGGACAGAGGCGGGGACCCCUGGUGCUCCGGGCCGGACGAGCAGCUCAGCGGCUGGAGGACAGGGCGCCCGCGCACCCUGCGAGGCCGAAGGCGGGAUCUCCGGGGAACCCGCCGGCGCUCGGGUCCUGUUGGAGCCAGAUCGUCCCUGCUCAGGACCCAGGGGCGCCGGGGACGCCCGGGACACCCCCCGGCACCUGCAGCCUCGGGCAGGGCCCCUACGUGCAGCUAAGACGCCCCCUGGCCAGGGGAGGGCGGGCGGAGGCGGCCAGCGUGGUGACACUGCAGGGACGCUGCCACCUACCCGCCGGGGGCCCGGCCGCUGCAACUGUCCCCUCCCCCGGGCUGGGGUUGGGUCUGCGCGGUGACACCAGCCACCCCCAGUGCGGGCUGUGUCCCCGAGAGGUGGGGCCAGGGUCUGGGCCACCCUGGGUCCAAACAGGAAGGAUGCGACUGUUUUGGGCUUUAAUAUUCAGAAUGGAAAAAGAUACCAGAAAGUUGUACAGUAUUUUUCCUGUAAAGGUUAUUAUUCUACAUAGAACAAAAAGAAUCCACAGCAGGUGGGUGCAGUGCAGGCCGCCUCUGGACCAGCCCAGGGCCUGCAGGCCUGAAUGCCAUUUCCUGCGGGGUCGUGGGUGGCGCUGACUGGAGGCCUUAGCGGUCUGAGGCCGUCUGUCUUCACACUAGCACUGAUGGUGCGCGUGAUCCCAGCUUCUCACUUGAAUUUUGUAGAGAUGAGAAAAACAGACUCUUACUGUUGAUCCCAGUUUGUAGUUAAUUUAACAUUUGAGUUUUCUCUUGGUUAUUCGUGUGGCUCUGUAGGGCGCUCUUGUUCCAGUUUGUUAUUUUGUUUGCGGUGCUUCUCUGCUGGUGCGGCCCAUCCAGAUUCGGUCCCCUUUUCAAAACAUCCCUUCCUGGGGCGGUGGAACCAUCAGAGCGCCACAUGGGCCACCUGCAGGCACACCUGGCCGGGGCCACAGAGGCGGGGCCGGGCUGUGACCAGAGAUGCUGGCCUCAGGUCUCCCAGGGUCCUGCCCCAGUGGGACACGGCUUUCUUUUCCUUUCUUCCUUUUUUUUUUUUGUUUGGUUUGGCUUUUUGAGACAGGGUCUCACUAUGCAGUUCAGGCUGGCCUUGAACUCACUGUGUAGUCCAGGCUGGCCUCGAACUUUGUGACAAUUCUCCUGCCUCAGCCUCCCUUCUCUAUUUUUUCCUCUUUUCUUUUUUCUUUUGGGGUGUGUGUGUGUGUGUGUGUGUGUGUGUGUGUCCUCUCUGCCACCCACAGCCAGAAAGCCAGGGCAUCUGAACUGAAGAGGAAUGGGGAGGGAGGGAGGGAGGAGCGGUCACAGUGUACCGAGCCCGAUAGGAAGUAGGUUGAUUCCCACACCCUCACCACAGCCCCCCAAGUUCUGCGGCCCCCGUGCUGCUUGGCCCAGACUCCGCCCUCCCACGGGACCCUGCAUCUGUGGAAGGAGUUUUGUAAAGGAAAAAAAAUGUUUUCCAAUGUAGCAAAAUCAAACCAAGAAAAAAAAAACAAAAGACAAAAGAUGUGGACAGUGCGAAGUCCAGCCUUUUAUACCCUUCAUAUUGCACACUAGGACUAUAAGCCAUUGCUAGCUCAUUUUGAAUUUUAAUGUGUAAUUUUUGUUUUAUUUUCUUUCUGUGGGGAAAACGAUGCUUGAUCCACCAAUGCUCUUUUUAAUGUUUUAUAACUAUGUAUGUGUAUAUAUAUAAAUAUAAAAUAAUAUGUAUGCACAUAUGUGUGUAUAUAUCUAUAUGUAUAUACAUAUAUAGAUAUAUAGAGAUAUAUAGAGAGGUUUUGAGACAAAAAAAAAAUGCAGACCGUGAAACCGAACUGAACAGCGUGUGCUCUGAUUACUUGAAUCUGGUCUCCUCGGCACCUGGUUAUUAAGAACUGAAUAUUUUUCCACUUGAAUUUAGUGCUAUUAGAAAUUUAAUAUAUGUGUUUUAUUUAUUUGAUUUUUUUGCAUGACUGAUGCAAGGUUUGACAUUUUCACUCAAUAAAAACUGGAAAAAAAUCCA